Messenger RNA from Hibiscus syriacus, 1191 nucleotides. RefSeq names its product G-type lectin S-receptor-like serine/threonine-protein kinase SD2-5. Lineage: Eukaryota; Viridiplantae; Streptophyta; Magnoliopsida; Malvales; Malvaceae. Gene Ontology annotation, molecular function: protein kinase activity; ATP binding. The coding region runs from base 1 to 1191 and encodes 396 amino acids. Gene Ontology annotation, biological process: protein phosphorylation. The record is from RefSeq and is a predicted model, not a curated record. The transcript has a single exon.
AUGAAGGAGAUGAAAGCCCGUUGCUACUUUCUACUUACCACACUUAUCGUUCUACUCAUCACAUCGAUUAUUGUUGGCGCACUUGUUCAACUUUAUUUCCUGAUUAUCUCCGCUUUCAUUUUUGUAGUUAUUUCAGGGGCUUUGAUUAAUCUUUUUUGCACUAAAGGGUCCCAAGAAGUUGAGGAAGAUGAUCUGGACAAUAUGUUUGGAAUGCCCUCUAGAUUCUCUUACCAAGAGUUGAAGAGCAUCACCAAGAAUUUCAGCAACAAGCUCGGUGAAGGUGGAUUCGGGUCGGUUUUCCGAGGAACACUGCCUUCGGGUUCCGAUGUGGCGGUGAAGCAUCUCGACGGCUUCGGUCCGGUUAACAAGUCAUUCAUAGCCGAAGUCCAGACGAUCGGGAACAUCCACCAUUUCAACUUGGUAACCCUGGUGGGAUUUUGUGCCGAAAAAUUGAACAGGCUUUUGGUUUACGAGCACAUGGCGAAUGGAUCGCUAGACCGAUGGAUCUUCAACGUCGACCUUGCUCUUUGUUGGCAAAUCAGGAAGAAUAUCAUCUUAGACAUAGCCAGAGGACUAUCCUAUCUUCAUCAAGAUUGCAACCAGAAGAUAAUUCACUUAGACAUCAAACCCGAAAAUAUCCUCUUAGACGAGAAUUUCAUUGCCAAAGUUUCGGAUUUCGGGUUAUCGACGCUGAUAAGGAAAGACCAGAGUCAAGUCAUUACAACCAUGCGAGGAACCCCAGGUUACAUGGCUCCCGAAUGGUUGAUCUCCGUCAUAACCGAGAAAGUAGAUGUCUAUAGCUUCGGCAUCGUGGUCCUUGAGAUUCUAUGCGGUCGACGAAACAUCGAUGGGUCCCAACAAGAAGAGAACGAUAGGCAUUUACUGGAACUGUUUAAGAGGAAGCUAGAGGAAGGACAACUGGUGGAGUUGGUCGACAAGCGCAGCGACGAUAUGCAGUCGAAUGCGGCGGAAGUGGUGGAGAUGAUGAAGGUCGCGGCAUGGUGUUUGCAGGCUGAAUAUGGAAAGAGGCCUUCCAUGUCCGCCGUGAUGAAGCUGUUGGAGGGGUCGGUUGAUGUUGUGAUUGAUGUUGUAGGUAACAUGAAUGAAGAUUUUCUAAAUGGAUUGGCACCUGAAGCUGCAGAGACCUUGUCUUCUUUAGUUUUGCCUUCUAUGUUAUCUGGGCCAAGGUGA